AUGAAUCCGCACCAGCAGAAUAAAGUCGACAUCAAUUCCCUGAGCCCGGACGAACAGCGCUUGUUACGCCUUUACGGCAAAGUGCCCACAAGAAAGGAUCUUCUCCAAAAUAAGCUCAAGGAACGUAAAUACUUCGAUUCCGGAGAUUAUGCUCUCAGCAAGGCUGGCAAGGCCUCCGACGUUGGUGUGACCAACAUUGGUUCCCAGCAUCCAAACCCUGAAAAUAUCCCUCACCUCACUGCUACCUCUUCUGGUACCAAUAAUCCAGCCGCAGGUAAUGGAAGUAGCGUUGGCUCUCAGGGACAGCCUAUCCCAGGCAGUAUUAGUGGCCAUCCUGGCUCUGUUGGAUUCAGCCGCAGCCCCGUCAAGGAAGCCAGUUAUCUGAAUAGGAGAUCCAGCGUAGAUGAUCAGAGAGACGCUGACAGUGAAACCAAGGAUUCCAAAGAAAGAAGUGCGAGUCCACUGUCUGCUAAGAGUGGCAUUCCUAUUCGCCGAUGA
This is a messenger RNA of Monascus purpureus, 498 nucleotides long. The record is from the annotation of a GenBank genome assembly. NCBI's taxonomy places the organism in Eukaryota, Fungi, Ascomycota, Eurotiomycetes, Eurotiales, Aspergillaceae.